Messenger RNA from Salvelinus fontinalis (brook trout), 4350 nucleotides. Its product is annotated as oxysterol-binding protein-related protein 11-like. The record is from RefSeq and is a predicted model, not a curated record. Lineage: Eukaryota; Metazoa; Chordata; Actinopteri; Salmoniformes; Salmonidae. The coding region runs from base 272 to 2464 and encodes 730 amino acids. Gene Ontology annotation, molecular function: sterol binding. The transcript has 13 exons. Gene Ontology annotation, cellular component: intracellular membrane-bounded organelle; cytosol; membrane.
UGUAAACACCAAACUAACAACCUAGCACGGCACUGUUUUUAUAAGAAUAUGUUGUGAUGGAUUACUUAUUCAGUUGUUUAGAUAGGUUUUCAAUGAACGAUAGCUAUGUGUUUUGUUAAGCCAUAAACAGAAGAAAUCCAUCUGUGAGCAAGGCCUUCAAGUUAGCAAAUCAGACUAGCGUUUGAUGUGUGGCUAGCUCUCAAGCUAGCUAGCCAGCUAGCUAGCGUUUCUGGCAAGGUUUGUAGCUUGUUAGCUAGCUAUAACGUUGGCUAUGACUAUGCAAGGGGAAACCGCCACGGCAAUACGAAUAUCGGACAGUGAAGGGAAACUGGAUGUCUUUCCCCAGAAAGGGACGCCUGGUAGUACUGUGAGAGGGAGUUCUAAAGGCUGGCAGUACAGUGACCACAUGGAAAAUAUUGAUGGUUACCUGAUGAAAUACACCAACCUGGUAACAGGAUGGCAAUAUAGGUUCUUUGUCCUCAACAAUGAGGCAGGGUUGUUGGAGUACUUUGUCAAUGAGCAGUCCAGGCCCCAGAAACCUCGCGGGACACUCCCCUUGGCAGGGGCGGUCAUAUCCCCCAGCGACGAGGACUCCCACACCUUCACGGUCAAUGCCAUAAGUGGGGAACAAUACAAGCUCCGAGCCACAGAUGCCAAAGAGAGACAGCAUUGGGUGAGCCGGCUGCAGAUCUGCACGCAACACCACACUGAGGCCAUGGGGAAGAGUAACCCUCCGCCCAAGUCUCGCAGCUACUCCAUGGCGUCUCAAGGGAGCGCCAGCUCACCCCUGUCCCAGCGCAGGCCUAGCCAGCUCCAGAACCAGAACGCUGCCUCCUUCUUCAGCAUGACUCAGCUCCACAAGGGCUCCUCGCUGUACUCCUCCAAGAGGUCCCUGCUGCCCGACCAUCUGCUUGAUGCCAGAGAGAUGAUGACCCAGGCCCAGGGCCAGCACCGAGACCUGAUCCAGACCAUCGAGGGCCUGCCCCCGGCCACGGGCCCCCUCUCCCCGCUGGACCAGGACCUGCUGAUGCUCAAGGCCACCUCCAUGGCCACCAUGAACUGCCUCAACGAUUGCCUGCACAUCCUGCAGCUGCAGCAGCUGGCCCGCCAGAGGAGCUCCCUGGGAGGGCCCACCAUCGAGUGGCUGGAGCCCAAGCUGCCGGACAUCCUGAAGAACGGCGGGCCCUUGGACAGCUUCAGCACCGAGGGAGGGCUGCUGGAGGGCGGCCUCCUGGAGCUGAGUGCCACGGAGCCCAGCAGUUUCUCUGGGGAGGAGAUUGACGGGGAGGACGAGGUGGAGGACGCCUUCACGGAAAAGGAGGAGGAACUGCUGGCGGUGGAGGAGGAGCGCAGUGUCGUCCUACACCUGCUCUCGCAGCUCAAGCUGGGGAUGGACCUCACGCGGGUGGUGCUGCCCACCUUCAUCCUGGAGAAGCGCUCCUUGCUAGAGAUGUACGCUGACUUCAUGUCCCACCCGGACCUGUUCGUAGCCAUCACAGACGGCCGAGGGCCCGAGGAGCGCAUGGUGCGCUUCGUCGAGUACUACCUCACCUCCUUCCACGAAGGCCGCAAGGACGCCAUCGCCAAGAAGCCCUACAACCCCAUCAUCGGCGAGAGCUUCCACUGCUCCUGGAAGGUGCCCAGGUCCGGGGAACCGGCCAAGGAUGCCCCCUCGCUCUCCUCUCCUCCCCAGGGAAGCCCCACCACCGAGGGGGAGGACGGCAGUUACCAGUUGCGCUUCGUGGCUGAGCAGGUGUCCCACCACCCGCCCGUGUCGGGCUUCUAUGCCGAGUGCCUCGAGAGGCAGAUGUGCGUCAACACCCACGUGUGGACCAAGAGCAAGUUCAUGGGCAUGUCCAUCGGGGUGUCCAUGAUCGGGGAAGGCUGCCUGUACCUGCUGGAGCAUGACGAGGAGUACAUGUUCACGCUGCCCUGUGCCUACGCCCGCUCCAUCCUUACCGUGCCCUGGGUGGAAUUGGGGGGAAAGGUAAAUGUAAACUGCACCAAGUCGGGAUACUCCGCAGUCAUCACCUUCCAGACCAAGCCCUUCUACGGAGGCAAACUGCACAAGGUGACGGCGGAGGUAAAGCACAACGCCACCAACGCCGUGGUGUGCCGCGUGCAGGGCGAGUGGAACGGCGUGCUCGAGUUCAGCUACCAGAAUGGCGACACGCGCAUGGUGGACGUCACCAAGCUGCCCGUCACCAAGAAGCGGGUGCGCCCCAACGAGAAGCAAGGACCAACUGAAUCAAGGCGCCUGUGGCAGCACGUGACUGAGUCACUACGUCAGAAGGACAUUGAGAAGGCCACGGAGUACAAGAGGAUCCUGGAGGAGAGACAGAGGACCGAGGAGAGACACCGCACUGAGACCGAGACCCCAUGGAGGACCAGAUAUUUUGAAAGCGAGGGCGAAGGCUGGAUGUAUCACAAACCACUGUGGAAAACACCCACUCUGAAAACUUAGUCCUACCGGUCAGCGAGAUCCCAUCAUCGAUAACGGGCGUAGCCACGAGACUGACGCUCUCUUUUGGUUUGUGUGUGUGGGGUUAUUUCCUAAACGGUCGAGGUAAAGCGCGACCUCCACUUACAUGCAUACGGAUGCAAAAGUAUUGGGGAAGCCCUGUAACGUGACGACAGGCUAUAUAGUUUCAUCUCACGCUCGCUGUACAGGCUUUUGUACUGGUCACUUUUUGUAAAAUCCACUCUGAAUGAGGACAUGUCUCCUCGUACAGAUAAAAGGUACUCCAUUCACGCCGCCUUAACAAUCGUAUGACGCCGCGCUCGUUUGGAUUGUUUAAAGUGUUCAAGAAUCACGAUUCAGCAGAGGGAGUUUUUAUUUUACAGUGAUGUCGCACACGAGACCGAGAAUCGAAGUGCAUCUUUCUAAGUACACAAUUGACAUUCAAUGGUGUGAACUGGAUAGCCAUACUUUGGGACAUAAUGGGCAAGGCCCGGGUCAUGUUCAUUAGGGCAUGUGACAGAAUGUUUUAAAACGCAUUACAAUGGAAAAUGAGUUCUUAUUGGAUAAGUGCAUAGUCCCUCCCUGUUUCAGUGAGUUUAAUUCCGUUUGGUGCCUAAUGACACAGCUUGAAUAAGACGCACACAACCUGUCACUACAAUGAACAAGUUUAAAAUGGGGACAAUGUUCCUGAAUUCAUACUGUAGGUAAUGAAUGACAUUACUCCUUUGGUUUUGCUCAGACGUCUCCAUUUGGAUGAUUCCUUUGUUCAGAAUGAUUGACAAGGCUUGGCAUGAUACAGAUAGUAUUUUAAUGAUUUAGGCCCCCCAAAGUGAAUGCAUUUGUUUGAUAAAGUAACAAUAAUUUCUUUCACAGUCCCAAAGGGAUAUAGUCUUCCUUCCUUGCUUGAGGAAUUUUGGAAAAUGGAAUGCAUGAUGAGCAAUGUCUUUUUUUGUGUGUACUGCAAGUAUUAUACUCAGGUUACUAUGCCUGAAUUCCACAAUUUAAUGUUUUGUUAUUAAAGCUUUUAACCAAAUUAAUUUGUUUUCAUAUGCAAAACAAAUGUUUUUUUCUGUUUAAGAAUGAAUGUUAAUCUCCUGGAUAUCUCAGUCCGUCUGUUCUGAUUUUGAGAACAGAAUAUAACUAAUAUUGUCACCUUAUUUGUUGGUUUUGAAUGAGAUUGUGCCCUCGGUGUUUCUUUUCAAAAGCUACGGUUCUCAAAUUUUCGUUCCCCUCAUGAACACUAAUGCAGUCAAUAUCAGCCUGGAAAGGUUCUCCCAACCCCUUUUUGAUAGGUAGAAUGCAAAGAGAAGACCUGCUUGAAGCAUGGGAUGUGAUUUUAACUCUGCAUUUAUAACCUACUCUCUCCACGUCAUGGUGCCUUAAGCAAUCUCUUCCUAUGUGCUUCUUCCAGUCCAAUAUUAUAGCAUACCCCCCCAGGGCUGGAUUACUGCAUUUGGAAGUCAGCUAAUUUAUAGCAGUUACAUACUGCUAUUCUACACAUUUUGGCAUGAGCCUGAGAACAUUUUGCCAUUUUUUAAAGCUCAUUUUGGGCAAUUCUACAUAUAUCUGGGGGCCCCUGACCUCCAAGGGGAAGCAACCCUGGGGCAUAUGCCCUGCGUGCCAGUUCUGUAAUCCAGCCCUGUUUGUUUCCCCGUCACCGCUAUGAAUGAUGCAAUCGUAUGUAAAUAUGAGUUUUUGGGGUAUUUGUUGCGUUCUUUCCUGUUUUGAAAGACAUGUUAGAAGCACAUACCCCUGAAUGGUGUUAUACACGUUGACUUGGUUGUUUGUCUUGCUGACCUGUGAAAUGCACUGACAUUGAAGGAAACAUGACUCCUUGUAGACUAAGAUGUGUGGUAAUGACUGAUUAAAUAAAUUGCCUAUCAAUUGAG